Messenger RNA from Peromyscus leucopus (white-footed mouse), 945 nucleotides. RefSeq names its product olfactory receptor 2W3-like. Gene Ontology annotation, molecular function: G protein-coupled receptor activity; olfactory receptor activity. Gene Ontology annotation, biological process: G protein-coupled receptor signaling pathway. The record is from RefSeq and is a predicted model, not a curated record. Gene Ontology annotation, cellular component: membrane. NCBI's taxonomy places the organism in Eukaryota, Metazoa, Chordata, Mammalia, Rodentia, Cricetidae.
AUGGGCACAGCCAAUGACAGCACCUUCAGCCAUUUCAUCCUUGUAGGCUUCUCUGACCGGCCCCAGCUGGAGAGGGUCCUCUUCGCAGUCAUCCUGCCUGCCUACCUCCUGACCCUGCUGGGCAACAGCACCAUCAUCCUGGUGUCCAGGCUGGACCCGCACCUGCACACCCCCAUGUACUUCUUCCUCACACACCUGUCCUUCCUGGACCUCAGCUUCACCAGCAGCUCCAUCCCACAGCUGCUGUACAACCUCAGUGGGCAGGACAAGACCAUCAGCUAUGUGGGCUGUGCUCUGCAGCUGGUCCUGUUCCUGGGCCUGGGGGGUGUGGAGUGCUUGCUGCUAGCUGUCAUGGCCUAUGACCGCUUUGUGGCCGUCUGCAAGCCCCUGCACUACAUGGUCAUCAUGAGCCAACUCUGCCUGAUUUUAGUGUCUCUUGCUUGGGGCUGUGGUGUGGCCAACUCUUUGAUUAUGUCCCCAAUGACCCUGUGGUUACCUCGCUGUGGGUACCAAAGAGUGGACCACUUCCUCUGUGAAAUGCCCGCCCUCAUCAGGAUGGCCUGCGUCAACACGGCUGUCAUCGAAGGCAUUGCCUUCAUCCUGGCAAUAGGCAUUGUGUUGUCCCCUCUGGUGUUCAUCUUGGUUUCUUAUGUCUACAUCGUGAGGGCCGUGUUAAGUAUGCAGUCAUCCUCAGGAAGGCACAAGGUCUUCAACACCUGUGGAUCGCACCUCACCGUGGUCUCACUUUUCUAUGGAAAUAUCAUCUACAUGUACAUGCAGCCAGGAACCAGUUCCUCGAAAGACCAGGGCAAGUUCCUCACCCUCUUCUACAACAUGGUCACCCCUCUCCUCAACCCUCUGAUCUACACGCUCAGGAACAAGGAGGUGAAGGGGGCGCUCAGGAGGCUGAUUUGGGGGAAUGUAAGUCUAAAGGAAAAAUUAUAA